Messenger RNA from Sinocyclocheilus grahami, 335 nucleotides. Its product is annotated as MYCBP-associated protein-like. The record is from RefSeq and is a predicted model, not a curated record. The transcript has 2 exons. The annotation marks the transcript as partial. NCBI's taxonomy places the organism in Eukaryota, Metazoa, Chordata, Actinopteri, Cypriniformes, Cyprinidae.
CUGUGAUUCUGCCCGGCUGCACUAAAAACAUCAGCUUCAUCUUCAAGAGUGCGUCUGCGGGCAUCAUGACUGAGGCCUGGCGUCUGCACACACACCCGGUGCUGAUGGGCGGAGCUUCACUGCGGGUCACUCUGAGGGGCGUGGCUUUAGAGCAGGACAACAGCGCCCAGCAGAGAGCCGCACUGGAGAAGGAGCUGGAGCAGAAAGUGUCCAUGUCACUGUGUGGACGGAUCGUCAGGGAUCUGCUGAGAGGAGUUCACACUCCAGAACGGCCCAGUUCUCCUGCUGAUCUCUUCAUCACAGACGAGGAGCUGUUCAACACGCUCAACCCUCAU